GUUGACUUACAUAAUCCCUUUAACAUCCUCCACAUAGAUUGCAUGAAACUUCACGGUAAGAUUGGUAGAAGAUGUGGACUACUUUACUCUUAAGUUUUUUUUAAAAAAAAAAAGAAGUAGAUAAUUUUCAUAUAUUAAGUCGUUUUGUCAGCACUCCAUCUUUCAAGUAAAAAUGGCGUUGCUCUUCCUCCUUGCUUCACAUCUAUUGGUCACGGUGAUGUCGAGGACCAUUACGAUAGAAAACAAAUGCGAACACCCUAUUUGGCCUGCAAGCUAUGCUUACGCCGGAGAGCUGCAGCCAACGGGUUUCCUUCUGGACAAGGGAUAUACGCGGCGUACCAUCAACGUGACGUCUUCAUGGAUAGGUUAUAUCUGGGGUAGGACGCUCUGUACGACCAACUCAUCAGGUGGAUUCUCAUGCGUCACCGGAGACUGUAACUCAGGCCAAAUCGAGUGCUCCGGUCCUUCCCAGCAUCUGGCAACUUUAGCCGAGUUUAACCUCGCUUCUGAAAAUAGGGAUGACUACUACGACGUCAACGUCAUCAAUGGUUACAACCUUCCUUUGCUUGUGACACCUGAGAACGAAAAGUGCAAAAGCAUCGGAUGCGUUGUUGAGUUGAACAAGACGUGUCCAUCGGAGCUGAGGUUAUAUAAUAGCGAUACCGGAUCGAGCGAUCCGUAUGCCUGCAGGACUUCGUGUCAGAAAACCCCCUCGCCGGAAAUUUGUUGUGUCGGUAUAAAAAGUGUUGUAGGACCGAAAGAAUGCAAGCGGACGAUCUACUCAGAGAGUUUCAACAAGACGUGCCCAGGCGCGUAUAGCUACACCUACGACACUAAUAUCAGCACCUUCACAUGUCCUCGCUCCUCCAAUUUUGUUGUCACGUUUUGCCCGUCUAGCCUAACAAAACCAGUAUCUGUACAAAAACCUCCAUUGUGGACCGGCGAAGAGCACAGGGCAGCCAAACCAUGGAAGCUAAAACUCAUACUUGGAAUUUCAUCAGUUUUAGCUUUGAUGAUCAUUGUUGCGGUUGUGGUAAUGGUGAGAGCAUAUAAGAUGAAAAAGAGUGAUCCGAAUGGGCAAAACAUUGAAGAAAUUGUAAUGUUGAAACGAUAUAGUUAUGUACAAGUCAAGAGGAUGACAAAAUCAUUCGCAAAUGUUCUUGGAAAAGGGGGAUUUGGAACUGUCUAUAAAGGGAAGUUACCUGAUGGCAGCCGAGAUAUAGCAGUGAAAAUCUUAAAAGAGUCAAAUGGGAAUGGGGAAGAAUUCAUCAAUGAAGUAGCUAGUAUGAGCAGGACAUCUCAUGUUAAUAUCGUUUCUCUGCUUGGAUUCUGCUUUGAAAGGAACAAGAAAGCUAUAAUAUAUGAGUUUGUGCCGAAUGGAUCCCUCGACAAGUUCAUCUCUCAGAAGAUGUCAGAAAAGAUGGAAUGGAAAACGUUAUUUAACAUUGCGGUAGGUGUGUCUCAUGGCCUAGAGUACCUGCACAACCGUUGUAUAUCAAGGAUUGUACAUUUUGAUAUAAAGCCACAGAACAUACUCAUUGCCGGAGAUUCUUGCCCCAAGAUUUCAGACUUUGGUCUUGCUAAGUUGUGCAAGAAUAAUGAAAGCAUAAUGUCAAUGCUAGAAGCGAGAGGCACGGCGGGGUAUAUUGCCCCUGAAGUUUUUUCCAAAACAUUUGGAGCAGUUUCUCAUAAGUCGGAUGUCUAUAGUUAUGGAAUGGUGGUUCUUGAGAUGAUUGGAGCGAGAAGCAUAGAAAUGAAUGAUGGAUCCAACAACACUUCAAUGUAUUUCCCAGAUUGGAUUUAUAAAGAUCUUGAGAAGGGAGAAAACAUGAGCUUUUUGGCAGAUCAAAUAACAGACAAAGAAGAUGAGAAGAUAGUAAAAAAGAUGGUCUUGGUGGGUCUUUGGUGUAUUCAGACCAAUCCAUUUGAUCGUCCACCAGUGAGCAAAGUAGUUGAAAUGUUAGAAGGAAGUCUUGAGGCUCUGCAGAUUCCACCUAAACCUCUUUUAUCUUUACCCGCGGUUACAAUUCAUAAUACUGUUGAUGCGAUUCAAGAGACUCCGAGCUUUUCAAGACCAAGUGUAGAUACUUCACACAAUUCCGAAGAACCAAUUCAAGAUAUUGUAAAAGAGAAUCAAGAUAGCUUAAGAUCUUUCUAAACCACAAGCAGCAAGUAAGAUCUUGCGAUCUCCUUACCCGUUUGUUGAUGAAUUCCAAAUUAGAUUUUGUUCUUAUUCACCAUUAUUCAUUCAUGUGGAAAUGACAACCCAAAAGAUUCUUUGCUUAUAGUAAACUAGGUUCAGACCCGCACAUACGUCCGAAAUUAUAUUUAUACAUA
This is a messenger RNA of Camelina sativa (false flax), 2337 nucleotides long. Its product is annotated as PR5-like receptor kinase. Gene Ontology annotation, biological process: protein phosphorylation. Lineage: Eukaryota; Viridiplantae; Streptophyta; Magnoliopsida; Brassicales; Brassicaceae. Gene Ontology annotation, molecular function: ATP binding; protein kinase activity. The record is from RefSeq and is a predicted model, not a curated record.